AUGAGUGGGCGAAUGCGGAAUAGGGGAAUGACCCAAGAAAACAGUUCAGACGCCCUGGCAGCAGCAGCAGCGAUUGGAAAUGCCCUCAGCAAUAACGGUAGAGUAGUUGAUAGAAGCAAAAUACCACAAUACAAUCAAAGUUUCACAUCUCGAACGGCUUCAAUUGGAGGGAUGGAUAGAUAUACAAUGGUCACAAAUUCUAGGAAUAAUUCAAGGGCGCCUUCAAUGAAUGGAAAUGGAAACCGAUUCUACAGAAGCACGUCUAGUUUGGCCAAUAAAGGACAUAACAGUACUGUUGACAAUUUGAACUUGAGAAGGCAACAGAAGGCUCGUGAAGAUGCAGAAACUACCUUUCGAGAAUUCGGAGGUCAUCAAUCAUCAAAAGCUUUAAACGUUCCAAAUUUAACAAGCAGAGACAAUAAAUCAAGGACUACAUUAUUUGGGAGCUCAGGCGGCAUAAGGACGACGGUUAAAAAAUACAUACCUGGUCCUAGAGGAUUAGUUGCCGUGGAAGUCCCCGUGCAAAAGGGACCUUCAAGAUAUCAUACUAGCUCCGACUCAAACAAUGCGGGUGACAGAGCAUAUUCUUUACCUACUGGAAAGCAUAAUUCGAGCUCAACGUACAGGAAGAAAACUACUAAAGCAACUCUCAAAACGACGGAAUCACGAGGAAGAAAACCUAAACAUGGAAUUGAAUCAAAGGGUCACAAUCCAAGUAAAGUGUCAACCAAAAGGCAUACUAAAUCAUCAAAGCAGCAGCAUAAUGAUAAUGUUCCAUUAAUCGAAAUGACCAUGAAUGAAGAAACGGAACAGGAGCUGCGGAAAGAUUUGCACGGCCCAUUCGAAUUCAGGCCCAUGACCAUAUCUGACAACGACGACGACUCUUUCGUUGGGUCAAAUCGCAGCGUAUUGGAAAAAAACGAAAACAGACUCAAUGAACGUGAGAAAAAAGACGAGAUUGAAAAAUUACUCAAUGAAGUUCGUACUUUAGAAGAGAAAAUAUCAGACAUUGAGGUAGAAAAAUCAAACGAAGAAGAAAGAGAACGAAAUCUGAUCUUGGAGUUGAGGAAAGUUAAACAAAACGAAGAACGGAGAAUGGAAGUAUUGAGGAGAGAACUGAAUAUUGCCAAGGAAAAUGCGGAUCUUGAAGCUGAAGAACUAAAGCUAAUAGAAACCAAAAGAAAAACGCACCUUCAUGACGAAGGGGAAAUCAAAUCCAAAAUUGAAACCGUCGUGGUUCAUCAGCGGGCUUCAUCCAAGUCUGAGCCCAAACAACUGCUUCUAAAAGACAUGGGAAAAGAAUCCUCAAAUACACAGGAUCAGUCUCAAUAUGUCAAAAAUUCCAAAAUUAAUAAUCUUAUAAACACUGAGGAAGAACCAGUGAAUCCUAUUAUGCUCGACUCUUUCAAUGAUCCCGUCUUCCAGAUAAACUCAAACAAUGAAUCUGGUGGUAACAAAGAUUUAGACAGCCUUAUUGGAAGUGAAUUAUCGGAUUAUAAUUGUAUAGAAGGUUCAGCACUCGACUUUCGCGCAACCGCGAAGACAAGCGUGGAGUCUGAAAUUCAUGCGAAUCAAGCUGGGUUGAAAUUACCUCCAGAUGACUGUUUCAAAUGCCACGAAGAAGGCACGAAGGAACAUGGUAUAGACCUUGCUGGUAAAAAUUGUGCUUCAAACCAAAAGGAAAAAGAUGUUGAUCAAGACGGCUUACUGUUAGACAGUGAUGAACCAGAGACCUCUGAAACACUUCCUGGCAUUCUUGAGAUCGAUACUAUCAGACCAGAGAAGGUAAGUGGUGUUAUCAGAGACAUCAAUGACGAUGAAAAUGUCAAUAACUAUUCCGAUGAGGAGGAAGAGGAAGAGGAUGAAGAUGAAGAAUAUCAUGAUUCUUAUGACGUGAUAGUACAUGAACCGGUUCAAAUGGAACAGAGAAUAACUAACGUACCUCCCUCAAAAUAUCCUUUAGAAUACCCAAACAAAGCGAAUAGUGACAAGAACAACCAACAAAAUUACAACAACACAGAAGUUUUUCAGUCCGGAACAAAAAAGUCUAAAUACUUACUUGAUGCUAAUCCUUAUCUUGCUAGCGCCAGUUCAGACACUCUAAAUCUGGACUCAGAAAACCUGAACUCUAAAUCUUCGACUGAAACCACAAGGACGGUACCUGGUCAUUCAAAAGGCUCACCACAACCAGAAUUCAAAUCCGCUUUGAAGAAAACAUUAGCUCUCCCAUCAAGUGCGUCUUCCUCUAUUUACUCGGUGGAUACACCGUCGAGUAGCAAUACACAUAUAGUGCGCACGACAGCCUCCAACACGAAAGUGAACGAACGUCGUCCAUUAACGAGUAGUUUAGAACAAAAACAUAAUCAAGCUGGUCUCACAGAAAUCCCUAUGAUGUCGCCCAAGCGUCUAGAGGAUAAAAGGAAAAACCUUAACCGGUUGUGCGUUAGGACUUUGCGUGGUAGUUGCAAUGAGGCUUCUCUCACCUAUAAAGUAUCGCAUUCGUCUUCUAAUUCAUCAUCAUCGCCUUCCUGCCAUAGCACAAGACCAUCAAUUCCUGUAAAUUCUGGAGGACUUGCUUCAAACUGUGCUUCAAAACGUUACUCAAAGGCUCCUCAAACAAGCACAACCUCAAGAGAAUCACCAAAUCGCCUUCCUUUGAAUGUUAAUAAAAGUGCUGUCUACCCAAGAGAACUCCCUGCCAAGAAGUCCAGUUUUGAGAAGGAAAGACCUAUGAAUGACAACCUCGGAUUCAGAAGUAUGUCUCUGAGAGAGCCACUUGUGACGAAGAGUACUCCAGCUAUGAGAGCAGGAAGUUUAGAAGAGGAAGAAAGGAGAGAACAAAAGGGACAUUUCUCAAGAAAAUCAUGGAAUUUUGGUUUAUCUUCUCCACUGAAGGCAAAAAACCAUUCUUCUCAUCCUUCCAACGAAACAGAGGAAAUAACAGGUUCAAUGACGGACUGCGGCAAUCAAAAUCCAUCUCUAUACACUGCGCCGUCUAUGAAUAAUAAAGAGAACGUAAGUCAAGCUGGCACAGAAGGUCAUCGAUUCUCAUUAUUCAAAAUUAGAAGCCCAACACUCGAUGAAAACGUAUCCACUGGAACGAACGCCUUGAAUUCAACAAAUUCUGAGAUGUCCACGGCACUCCCCUUGGGCGUGCCAGUGACUAUUAUAGAGAAGAACGGAGAAAUACACAAACUCCAUAACGAUGAUGCUGCUAAGAAGGAUAAUUCACAUCAUCAUGGUGGCCACAGUAAAUUUGGUAGAAAGCUUAAGAAAAUUUUUGGUAGAAAAUAA
Messenger RNA from Saccharomyces kudriavzevii IFO 1802, 3294 nucleotides. RefSeq names its product Seg2p (gene SEG2). Lineage: Eukaryota; Fungi; Ascomycota; Saccharomycetes; Saccharomycetales; Saccharomycetaceae. The record is from RefSeq and is a predicted model, not a curated record. The coding region runs from base 1 to 3294 and encodes 1097 amino acids. The transcript has a single exon.